Messenger RNA from Sporothrix brasiliensis 5110, 1701 nucleotides. Its product is annotated as asparaginyl-tRNA synthetase. Lineage: Eukaryota; Fungi; Ascomycota; Sordariomycetes; Ophiostomatales; Ophiostomataceae. The record is from RefSeq and is a predicted model, not a curated record. The transcript has a single exon. The coding region runs from base 1 to 1701 and encodes 566 amino acids. Gene Ontology annotation, molecular function: ATP binding; asparagine-tRNA ligase activity; nucleic acid binding. Gene Ontology annotation, cellular component: mitochondrion. Gene Ontology annotation, biological process: asparaginyl-tRNA aminoacylation.
AUGCCCUCAUCGUCCUCCUCCUCCUCCACAACCUUUGCCCGGCCCCGGCCAAGACGUCCCUCCGCACGAUCCCGGCGGCCGCUUCUAUUCUCCUGCUCGUUCUCGCAGCAGCAUUGUCUGCAGGCCGCACAAUCGUCGCUCUCCUCCGACACCCCGACAUCAGUCGCCGGCUUUCUCGAAUGGGCCCCGGCCGAAGCUGUCCCGGGCGUCGUUGUCCAUGGCUUCGUCCGGUCCGUGCGCACGAUGAAGAAGUACACCUUUGUCACGCUCGGCGACGGCUCGUCUCUGGCAGCCAUGCAGGCCGUAGUGCCGGCAGAGCUGCUGGCAGCAUCAGCGGUGGCGAAAGUGGGUGAAGCACCCAUCACCAACGGUUGUGCCGUCCGCUUGGAAGGCGCCUGGACACCGUCACCCGGUGCCGGCCAGAGCCAUGAGCUGCACGUCACGGCGUUCCAGGUGGCCGGACCCUCGGACGCCAAGACGUUUCCGAUCCAGAAAAAGUACCAGACCCCCGAGUUUUUGCGGACACUGCCGCACCUGCGGCCGCGCAUCCCCCUGAACACGACGCUGCUGCGGUUCCGGUCGGACGUGGUGGCGUCGCUGAAUCGGUUCUUUGCAGAGCGGGCGUUUGUGCAGACGCACCCGCCACUGAUCACGUCGUCGGAUUGCGAGGGGGCGGGCGAGGUGUUUACCGUGACUGCGGGCCCGUCGUCGUCGACGACGACAGCGACCUCGCCCGACAAUGAAGAGAGCCACUUCUUCCGCUCGCCAAAGUACUUGACCGUAUCGACACAGCUCCACUUGGAGGCGCUGGCGCAGUCGCUCGGCAAUGUCUGGACGCUGUCGCCGACAUUCCGCGCCGAAGCGAACGACACGCCGCGGCACCUGAGCGAGUUCUACAUGCUGGAGGCCGAGGUGAGCUUUGUGGACCGGCUGGACGGCGUCAUGGACCUGGUGGAGGACAUGCUGCGGCAUGUGGCCACCGAGAACCGCGGCGGCCGGGCGUACACGGAGCUGGUGGCAGCUGCCACGUCGGCCAAGUCCAAGGCCCACGACAACGGCGAGGAGGCAGUGGACCUCGAGACGCGCUGGUCGGGCCUGCUGUCGGCCGCGCCGUGGCCGCGCAUCACCUACGCCGAGGCCCUGCGCAUCUUGAGUGACGCGCCGACCGGCACAUUUGAAUUUACGCCGGCUUGGGAGAUGGGCCUCAUGACGGAGCACGAGCGGUACCUGGCGCGCGUCGUCGGCGGGCCCGAGGCUGCACCUGUGUUUGUCACCCACUACCCGCGCGCCAGUAAGGCAUUUUACAUGCUGCCCACGGACGCAGAAGGACCAGCAGACGCGUCGGCCGAUACGGUGGACUGCUUUGACUUGCUGGUGCCCGAAUUCUGCGAGAUCGCCGGCGGGUCCAUGCGUGAGCACCGGCUGGACCAGCUCGUGGCCACCAUGCGGGCCCGGGGAAUGCCAGUACCAGCGGAGCAGGGAGGAAUUCGUGACGGCGAAGUAGGCGAAGCAGGCGAGGCUGACGCCUCUUCUGGCGGGCGCAACGGCCUCGACUGGUAUGUCGACCUCCGCCGUUGGGGCUGCCCUCCGCACGGCGGCUUCGGCGUAGGCUUGGACCGACUCCUCUGCUAUCUGACAGGCGUGCCGACCGUCCGCGACAUGGUGGCUUUCCCCCGGUGGUACGGGCGGUGCGAUUGUUAA